Molecule: messenger RNA, 532 nt
Organism: Eimeria acervulina
Lineage: Eukaryota; Apicomplexa; Conoidasida; Eucoccidiorida; Eimeriidae
Exons: 4
Source: RefSeq, a predicted model, not a curated record
AUGCUGGCGGUUCUGUCGACUUGUCUUGUGGUUCGAGGUGUGUGGAAAGCUGCAUCGGUGGUCCGUGCCUGUACCAAGGUUCGCCUCAGCGACAUGGUGGCUCUCAUAAGGGGGGUAUUGUUCGAUAACACUUGGGUGCAUGAUGAAAAUCAAGUGGCAAUGUUGGUUGGGUGUCGAAUGCCAGGGAAUGGAGUGGAGGUGGGAAGGUCUGCGGGGCUCGCGUGCUUCAGCCAGCAAGGACGUCGUUCGGGCAGAUGUAGAUAUGAGACGGAAGGCGUGUUGGCGUUUAAGCAGGCGUGCCACCCGUAUGCUCUCCUCACCGAGAUUGUGGCUCUGCGAAGGCUGACAUUGCACGAUGUUACUUGGGUGCAUGAUGAAAAUCAAGUGGCAAUGUUGGUUGGGUGUCGGCUGCCAGUGAAUGUAGUGGAGGUGGACAGGCAAGGACGUCGUUUGGGCAGAUACCUUCGUGAGCUGGAAGGCGUGUUGGCGUUUGAGCUGGCGUGUCACCCGCGUGUGUGCCUGAUUGGCGAUG